GGCGGAGUUUCGCGCCGCCCUGCGUCGCGGCGGCAGUCCGAGUUUGGCCUGCGUGCGCCCCGCACGGCCCGAUGGUGGAGCACGCGCUCGUGGACUGCUCCCAGGCGAGCGCCAUGCAAACCUUACCACCCCAACCGCACCGCGAAGCUGAUGAGGAUCAGCUCGCCGAUGAAUAUGUCCAGAACUUUGAACUCGACCAUCUUGAAGACCACAAUGUCGUUAAACGUGAACCGCUGCGUCCAGGGUGGCACGAGCUUGUGGAGACUCCACCAGCGUGCGCUCGUGCCUGCCGCCCGUGGCCUGAUGCGGGCCCUUACCCUCAACCUCACGUCGCCACCGCCGUUGAUCCCAGUACGCCCCCUGAGACUCCACCAGCUCCAGUUGGACGUAGUCCGUGUCGCGCAGCUUUAGUGGAUGAUGUUUUGUGGCUGCCUCAUAUGAGAGAACCAUUAGAUAUGCGUACGGUUCCGUGCGGUAGUUUCGAGGAAUGGGACCGUCGUGACUGGAGAGAGCAAGAUCAUCAUGUGCAGCAGAUUGCUUUGCGCCCAGCAAGCUCGUGUUCAGCAAUGUCCCCACGUACAGCGCAGCAUCAGUCUUAUCAACCAUCUUCGUGCGGAGACGAUUUAAUAAGCGAUGAUUUACUCAUGACAUUGAGCGUACGUGAACUGAAUAAGCGUCUACAUGGGUUUCCUCGCGAAGAUGUGACCCGAUUGAAACAGAAAAGACGAACGUUGAAGAACCGAGGAUAUGCUCAAAACUGUCGCAGUAAAAGGCUACAGCAGCGGCAGGAGUUGGAGAUGACUAACCGGUCACUGCAGGAUGAGUUGCACGUACUGCAGCUGCAGGUAGCACGCGUGACGCACGAGCGCGACGUGCUCAAGCAGCGGCUGGCGCUGGUGGGUCGCGAGCAUGCGGUGCCCCAGCACGCGCCGCCCACGCCGCACUCCUCGCCGGAGUUUUUCUCGGAGCUGUGACGGCAGGCCGCGGCGCCGCGAGCCGCCGCCUCCGCCGCCGCCGCCUCCGCUUGCGCCUGGCAGCGCUACUGAGCAUCAGGUGCGCCAGCACGUCGUGCGCGGCGCGUCCUGCAACGCCGUUACCUUCGUGCUUUUGUUAAGUUUGAAAUUUAAUUAUCAUCAGUUCCAGUUUUAUAGUUUUAUAUUAUGGUGGAACAAUAUAGCCAUGGUUUCCGACAGGAACGGCUCGAACACCGUGUUAAAUGUAUGGUUGUGUCGUAAGAUAUGCAUAGCUUCGUUAAAUUACAUAUAAUAUGUAUUAUUAAAGUAAAAUUUAUGAAUAAGUUAAAAUGAACAACAUUAAUUAACCUAAAAUUGUAAAUAGAACCAUAAACUACGAAUAUUAUUCAUAGGAGGAUUGGUGUUUUCCUAAUAAAACAUUUGAGAAAAUA
Manduca sexta (tobacco hornworm) is the source of this 1405-nucleotide messenger RNA. RefSeq names its product neural retina-specific leucine zipper protein. The transcript has a single exon. Bases 72 to 974 code for a protein of 300 amino acids. Lineage: Eukaryota; Metazoa; Arthropoda; Insecta; Lepidoptera; Sphingidae. Gene Ontology annotation, biological process: regulation of transcription by RNA polymerase II. Gene Ontology annotation, cellular component: nucleus. The record is from RefSeq and is a predicted model, not a curated record. Gene Ontology annotation, molecular function: DNA-binding transcription factor activity, RNA polymerase II-specific; RNA polymerase II cis-regulatory region sequence-specific DNA binding.